This is a messenger RNA of Scomber scombrus (Atlantic mackerel), 1068 nucleotides long. RefSeq names its product ferritin, heavy subunit. The record is from RefSeq and is a predicted model, not a curated record. The transcript is spliced from 5 exons. Gene Ontology annotation, molecular function: ferric iron binding; ferrous iron binding. Gene Ontology annotation, biological process: intracellular iron ion homeostasis; iron ion transport. NCBI's taxonomy places the organism in Eukaryota, Metazoa, Chordata, Actinopteri, Scombriformes, Scombridae. Bases 299 to 832 code for a protein of 177 amino acids. Gene Ontology annotation, cellular component: cytoplasm.
CGUGUUGCGCAGUUGAUUUUCUCGUUAGCGGACGGUGAAGGUUACCUGCUUCAACAGUGCUUGAACGGCAACCUCUCUACUGUCACAGACCACCACAGGACGAGAACAUAAUUCUUUUUGAUCAGCCUGACCAUCGACAAAUCAACUUUUAAUUAUCUGAAACAAAGCAAGACGUUAGCUAAGUUAUCCUAAACGCAAAUUAGCCUGCGAGCUAACUGUUUGUUUUGCUAACAACGCGAGCCACUUGGGACAGCUUUUCCACCUCCUCACAAGAAGACCUUCCACUGAUAUCAGAACCAUGAGUUCCCAGGUAAGACAGAACUUCCACCAGGACUGCGAGGCUGCAAUCAACAGGCAGAUCAACCUGGAGCUGUACGCCUCCUACGUCUACAUGUCCAUGGCAUACUACUUUGACCGCGAUGACCAGGCAUUGAACAACUUUGCCAAAUUCUUCCGUCAUCAGUCAUCAGAGGAGCGUGAGCACGCUGAGAAGCUCAUGAAAGUUCAGAACCAGAGGGGAGGGAGGAUCUUCCUUCAAGACAUCAGGAAGCCAGAGAGGGAUGAGUGGGGCAGUGGUGUCGAGGCCCUUGAAUGUGCCCUGCAGCUUGAGAAGAGCGUCAACCAGUCACUGCUGGACAUGCACAAGCUCUGCUCUGACCACAAUGACCCACAUCUGUGCGAUUUCAUCGAGACACACUACCUGGACGAGCAGGUCAAGUCUAUCAAAGAGCUCGCAGACUGGGUGACCAACCUGCGCCGCAUGGGUGCCCCCCAGAAUGGCAUGGCCGAGUACCUGUUCGACAAACAUACUCUGGGCAAAGAAAGCAGCUAAAUCCCUCCAGAAGACACAAUAAAUGCAUUCUAUAUCUGUAUAUUUGUAUCUCGCUUCCAUGUUCAAAUUAAGAAGCCAUCUGCAUGCUACUGGCUAGUUGUUUGAACCUCUUAUAUUAUUCAUGUCAUUGCCAUUUCCUCCUGCUAUCAGCUGUGACCAUGUCAUUACUAUAUAAUUGCUGUUUUAUGCCAGGAGCUGUUUAUCAAACCUAAUAAAACAAACCCUCUGGAUUCUGA